ACGAAGUUUAGCUGUCUCUCACGCGCAAAAUCCAUGAUGGCGUCCAUUUUUUCUGCAAGAACUUAUGUCAAGUUUUGCCAGGAAACAACUUUACAUGGUUUGAAACAUACUGUGUCCGAACAGUUUCAUUGGGUAGAGAGGCUGUUGUGGUUCAUCCUGACUUGCGCGGCGUUUCUCGGAGCGGUCUACUGCGCCCUGCGGCAACUGUCCAGAUACAACUCUGAGCCGGUGGUGGUAUCUCUUCGGCGUGAUUAUCGCAGCUGGUGGACAGUUUUCCCGGCAGUCACGGCAUGCUUCCUGGAUCGAGUGCAGCGAGCGAAAGCGCAGGAUACCAUAGAAAUGUUGUGGAAUGUGACGAAAGAAUCCAAUCCGGGUCGGUACCAAUACUACCUGGGCUUCAUCGAACUGGUCUCCGAUGUAUCUUUUCGCACCAACUUGCAGAACUUCUGGAAGUAUCAGACGGAUGAAACUGUGAAAGGAGUGGACUUGCUUCAACUAGCUCUGGACGUUCAUCCUACCUUCCCUCUCAAGGUCAUGGUCUCUAAGCAGGACAAAGAAGUACAAUGGGUCCCAGUGAUGACCGAAAUGGGUAUGUGCAUGACCUUUAACUCGGAAUACGCGGUGUACCAGUUCCUCCUCCCGAAUGUGGACUGGUCCGUCGACCAGUUGCUGAAGUGCCAUUACUUGAGUGGACAGUGCUUUGUGAGGGUAGACUCGAUGAAUAACGCUAUCAAGUAUUUCGUGCAUUCGCCAUUUGACAUACCCAACGCUCUGUCGAACCCCACUAGAGAAGUUAUGCCUGGUGAAGAGCUGGUCAUGGAUUUUAAGGCAGUGGAAAUCCAAGCUGCUCCUGGAGUGAAGAAUCUUCGUCCGGAACAACGUCGUUGCCGGUACCCUGAUGAAUGGAUUAGUGACUCCAUCCGGAUGGCGAAGUCUGUGACGCGCACGGCAUGGCGUGCAUCGGACGCAAUGUUGAGAUCCUCAUCAAUUUGCCGAAGAACUUGGCUAAAUGCUCCUGCCUACCUCAAUGUGCCGAGCUCAACUACUAUUCUCAUACAAAAAAGGUCGUUAUUCGUUUUGCCGUUUGGACUGGAUGUUGGAUUGCUUGGUGUGGCUACGUAUUAUAGUACGCGUUUAAAGAGACCGGAUCCGGUGAAUGUUAUGAGCAUAUUCGGUCCAGAGGUUGGCUCUAAGGAGGCCGAAGCGAAUCCUGAUCAAGUGGUGCAGUGCAUAGCUCACAGAGGGGCGGGGUUGGACGCGCCAGAAAACACUUUGGAAGCAUUUAAAUAUUGCGUAGAAAGAGAAUGCAACUUUGUGGAGCUGGACGUCCGGACCCUGAAGGACGGCCAGCUGGUGCUGCUCCACGACCAGGGGCUGCAGCGGCUCUCCGAGUCGAGCAUCACGGACGUCACCGGACUCACGUGGGAGGACAUCAAGGAUAUAGACAUUGGUGUUACGCAUCCUAACAGGCAACGCUAUAAAGAAGUGAAAAUCUGCCUGCUGGAUGCAGCGUUGGACUACUUGCUGGAGAAACAAGUCCGUUGCAUCAUAGACGUGAAGGGCGACAAUAAGGAGGUUAUAAACGGCAUCCUGAACACAUUUGAGGCCCGGCCCGCGCUCUACAAGUCUGCUGCCGUCACUUGUUUCAACCCUGCCACGCUCUAUCAGAUAAGGAAAAGGGACCCAAAGAUAGUAGGUGCCAUCAGCUACCGGCCUUACAGCUUUAGCGCACAAGAUUUCGACGCUGAACACGGGCCGACUAACCCCAGAUUCGGCGACAACUUACCUGUUCACGUACUUCUACGCCUUAUGGAUCUGCUGCACUCUGUGCUGUGGCGCUGGACAGCACGCUGGUGCGGCGUCAGCGCUGUGCUGCUGCAUAAGGACACAGUCAGCCUAUGCGAAGUUCGCUAUUGGCGUACACUCGGCGUGAGACUAGCAGGCUGGAGCGUGAACAGACCUGUUGAGAAGUUAUACUGGCGAUGCGUCCUUCGCGCUCCUUAUCUGGCCAACACACUCGCCGGCGAGAAAGAAAGGGAGAGAGAACCACAGGUUAGCAGUGAGCGGUUGCGGUCUCCGUCCAACAGAGAGUUGUUGACCAAAUUGCACCAAAACCAGUAAAGGAAGAAGUAAAAGAAGAAGAGAGUAAAGGAGAAUUGGUCUAGUAACAGAAUAUUGUUUAAACGUCACGGUUAUAGGCACUGGUCACCAAAGCGAGUAAGCAAUGAGCUAUCGCGACGAGAGACGAGACGCGAUGAUAGCGUGAGCGAGUUGAGCAUUUCUUUUUUUUUUUGCCAAUAAAAAAAAUUGAUUGUUUUAGGAAAUUUUAGGUCAAUUGUACUCAGAAUCACGAGUACUUUCAAUCUCAC
Messenger RNA from Leguminivora glycinivorella, 2369 nucleotides. RefSeq lists its product as uncharacterized. The record is from RefSeq and is a predicted model, not a curated record. Gene Ontology annotation, molecular function: phosphoric diester hydrolase activity; sodium channel activity. Gene Ontology annotation, biological process: lipid metabolic process; sodium ion transport. Bases 34 to 2121 code for a protein of 695 amino acids. The transcript is spliced from 18 exons. Lineage: Eukaryota; Metazoa; Arthropoda; Insecta; Lepidoptera; Tortricidae. Gene Ontology annotation, cellular component: membrane.